Messenger RNA from Carassius carassius (crucian carp), 3056 nucleotides. RefSeq names its product phosphoenolpyruvate carboxykinase, cytosolic [GTP]-like. The coding region runs from base 605 to 2515 and encodes 636 amino acids. Gene Ontology annotation, cellular component: cytosol; mitochondrion. The record is from RefSeq and is a predicted model, not a curated record. The transcript has 10 exons. Lineage: Eukaryota; Metazoa; Chordata; Actinopteri; Cypriniformes; Cyprinidae. Gene Ontology annotation, molecular function: phosphoenolpyruvate carboxykinase (GTP) activity; manganese ion binding; GTP binding. Gene Ontology annotation, biological process: cellular response to glucose stimulus; cellular response to insulin stimulus; response to starvation.
CUCAGCUGUGUUUUGCAACCAUUAAUGAGCAGGAAAGCGGGUCGGAGCGCUGCGACUCCUUUGAGGAAUCGGAUAGCCUUCAGGAACCAGCGCGCGUGCGCUUGCGUCAUCCAGUAGACAGCGAAUUGAUCUGAAUCCUCGCGAUUCACAGCAGCGUCAAUCAAGAGCUUUAUGAUUGACAUGCAACAGCUAACGUUAGUGUUCCCACUUUGUCGUGUUUUAUUGGAAGCGCACGCAUAUAAUAGGGACAUAUUAAACUUAUAAUAAGUUAUAAAUAAGUUAAUCGUCUAGGUAGUUUGCCAGUGCAAAGUUUUAUCUAUUAUUUAGACAUUUUAGACUGGUUCUUAGGGAGAAGAGCGUCAUUAUUAGUGCAGGAUCUAAGCUGAGGGUGGGAUCAGCUGAUGAUAAGAUACACGUGUUACAGUGCAAGGGUCCGACUUGACUCUAGUCUACCUCAAGAGGUGGACUAUCACCCCCACCAUUGUGACAUGAGAGGUGCACAGGACUGAAGAGGAGCAAGCCACCCUCUCGGAUUGCUUUAUUUUGGUGUUAGUUUUAGUUUUUCUCUAAAGUCAUAAUUUCAGUUGUUUUCUCCACUUCAAAGAUGUCCUGCCUGUUGCUUGGAGUUAUAAGGAGGCGAAGUGCCAUCAGUACAGCUUCAGUUGGCGUGCGGUCACUCGCCUCCAUCUCCUCUCUGCCCCCAUCAGUGGCUGAGUUUGUGUCGGGUGCUGUGACCGAAUGUAAACCUGCUAAAGUGCACGUGGUCACUGGCACUCCAGAGGAGGCAGCAGACAUCCUGGCCAACCUAGAGAAAGAUGGCAUGGUGAAGAAACUCACCAAAUAUGAAAACUGCUGGAUAGCACGUACUGACCCUAAAGAUGUGGCUCGCGUGGAGAGUAAAACUGUGAUUGUCACUAAGGAGCAAAGAGACACUAUUCCCAUUCCCACCGGAAGUGCCAAGUCCCAGCUAGGCAGCUGGAUGAGUGAGGAGGUCUUUCAGAAAGCCAGAGAGGAACGCUUUCCUGGCUGCAUGGCAGGACGCACUAUGUAUGUGAUCCCCUUCAGUAUGGGCCCUGUGAACUCUUCUCUCGCUAAGUUUGGCGUUCAGGUGACAGAUUCUCCAUAUGUGGUGGCCAGCAUGGGCAUCAUGACACGCAUGGGGACACCUGUGCUGGAGAAACUAGCCGAGGGGGCGGAGUUUGUGCGCUGCCAGCACUCUGUGGGCCGACCUAUACCACUCAAAGCUCCUUUAGUAAACAGCUGGCCUUGUAACCCGGACAAGGUGUUGAUCUCACAUCUUCCUGACACCAGACAGAUCCUGUCCUUCGGCAGCGGUUACGGUGGAAACUCGCUCCUUGGAAAGAAGUGCUUUGCUCUUCGUAUCGCCUCACGCAUUGCCAAAGACGAAGGCUGGCUGGCUGAGCACAUGCUGAUUCUCGGAAUCACAAAUCCUCAGGGUGUAAAACGUUACAUUGCAGCAGCAUUCCCAAGCGCUUGUGGGAAAACUAACCUUGCCAUGAUGAAACCAUCACUGCCAGGCUGGAAGGUUGAGUGUGUGGGCGAUGACAUCGCCUGGAUGAAAUUUGACAGUCAGGGUAAACUCAGAGCUAUUAAUCCAGAGAAUGGUUUCUUUGGAGUUGCCCCCGGGACGUCCAUGAAGACAAACCCUCACGCCAUGGCAACCAUCUCCAGGAACACGGUGUUCACUAACGUGGGAGAGACCAGCGAUGGGGGUGUUUGGUGGGAGGGUCUGGAACCACCUGCUCCUGGAAUCCAACUCACAGACUGGCAUAGGAAAUCCUGGAAGUAUGGUGAUUCUACACUGUGUGCUCACCCGAACUCCAGGUUUUGUGCCCCGGCUGGCCAGUGCCCCAUCAUAGACCCACUUUGGGAAAGUGAUGAGGGCGUCCCCAUUGAUGCCAUUGUAUUUGGUGGCAGAAGACCAGAAGGUGUGCCUUUGGUGUACGAGUCAUUUAGUUGGCGUCAUGGUGUGUUUGUGGGUGCAGCCAUGAGAUCAGAAUCCACAGCUGCUGCUGAACAUAAAGGUAAAGUAAUCAUGCAUGACCCCUUUGCCAUGCGUCCUUUCUUCGGCUACAACUUCGGCGACUACCUGGCCCACUGGUUGAGUAUGGAGACACGCAAGGAUCCCACCCAACUCCCAAAGAUCUUCCAUGUCAACUGGUUCCGGAAAGAUCAGAAGACCGGCUCUUUCCUGUGGCCAGGGUUUGGAGAGAACGCCCGCGUCCUCGAGUGGAUCUUCAAACGAUGUGGCCGUACCAGUGAAGCGGAAGCUGCCACCAAAAGCAUUGUGGGAUGGAUUCCACAAAACGGUGCCAUAAACACAGAAGGCCUGGGUGGGAACAUCGAUAUGGGUGCCCUCUUUGACCUGCCCAAACCCUUCUGGCAGAAGGAAACACAGGAGCUUCGGACCUACUUCACCCAGCAGGUUGGAGCUGAUCUUCCUGCACAAGUGGAAGGAGAGCUGAGGGCGCUUGAGGAGAGAGUCAGGAACUGAACUGAUGCUACAUUACACUGAUGUCGGGUAGAUGUGAAGAAUGGGAUGGGUUGAGGUAGAAGUGACUGUUUUAAUGUGACUGUUGCAGUGCAGUGGAUGCUGUACCUGAGAAACGCAAAACCCAAAAAGUUCACCAUCAGUGGAAUCAGUACCUAAGUGCCUUAUUUUAUUUUACAGUAGACGCUAAAAACUCUAUUUAAUGUUUACAAGAUAUGUCCCAAAAUGCCUUUUAGAUUAUUUUUCUGUUCAAACAAGGCCAUAUUAUGAAUUCGAUAUAUAUAAGUUGAUUUUGAGCAAAGAUAUCAGGUAUGUUUUUAAGGACAGCACCAGUGCCAUAAUUUUUUACUUGUACUGGGUAUGUAACGAAAGAUUAAUUUUUUUUCCAAAGAUUUAGCCUUUUAUCGGUGGAAUAUGAUUGACAUGAUUCAGGUUGAACAGGAAGGUUGAAGGAUCCGGACCAAAGAACACAGACAAGUCUCAGUCAUUGAAUGUGUGCAUGUUUUUACAUGAGCUGACUGAAUAAAUACUACUCUAAAUCAAA